AUGUGGGAACGCGUAGCAUCCGUACCACUUGUCGCACGCGCAUCGUUCCACCAGCCCGACCGCGAAGAGACACCCGCCCCCAAAUCGGGAAAUACACGUAUCACAACGAGUACUGCGCUACACGCGCACAUAACCCGCGACCAUGUUCUUCUUCUUUACUUGCGGAACACACAGUACGUCUACCCAUCCUCCAUCCUCUCCUCCCUCCUCUCACUCCCAAACGUCCUACUCCCAGCCCUAUCAGUACCCGUCACUAACAUCUUCCUAGCAUUCACCUCCCGCCUCGCCGGCACCGAAAACCUCACGCUCCAAUGCCAAAACUGCGGCAACAACACCGGCCGCGUAAUGAAGCGCUGGGAAUGGUUUACCUUCUGCUUCAUCCCCGUUAUCCCAUUCAGCCUCAAGCCACGCAAAGAAGUGGGGUGCCACGUCUGCAAUUUCUGGCAGGAUAUCAAGUAUCGGCCGGAACUGGCGCAUCUUGCCAAUGCGGGUAAGCCGCAGGAGGGUGGUGCGGCUAUGCCGAUGAAUGGGUAUGGAGGACAGGGUCCGCCGGGUGGUGGUGCACCGCCGGGUUAUGGCCCGCCGCCGCAGGGGGUGCCGCAGUAUAAGUAG
Messenger RNA from Alternaria hordeiaustralica, 612 nucleotides. RefSeq lists its product as uncharacterized. The record is from RefSeq and is a predicted model, not a curated record. The coding region runs from base 1 to 612 and encodes 203 amino acids. Lineage: Eukaryota; Fungi; Ascomycota; Dothideomycetes; Pleosporales; Pleosporaceae. The transcript is spliced from 2 exons.